This is a messenger RNA of Brassica rapa (field mustard), 6404 nucleotides long. RefSeq lists its product as uncharacterized. NCBI's taxonomy places the organism in Eukaryota, Viridiplantae, Streptophyta, Magnoliopsida, Brassicales, Brassicaceae. The record is from RefSeq and is a predicted model, not a curated record.
GAUGAAUAGUUGGACAAAAAAAAAGGGGUUGAUUUUGGGUUUGACUUGAAAAUAUGGGUUGGUUUUGAAAAACACCCAAGAAUUAUCUUAUAGGCAUAAUACUAUUUAAUUAUGUUUUGCAAUUAAUGUGUGAUUGAAGAUUUUGAUAGUAGAAAAUUAGUGUUUAAUUUGUCAGAAAUGUUUUUUACAAUUAAUGUGUUUAUUAAUAGUUAAACUAUAAAAGUUUUACAAUUAAUCAUGAAUGUGAUAGAAUAGUAUUUAGAUUUAAAAUUUAAUCAUGAUAAAUAUUUGGAUGAACUUUAAUUAUUAAUAUCAUAUAAUAAUACUCUUGAUUAUUUUUUAAAAUUUAUAUAUGAUAAUAUAAAUUUCAGAUUUAACUCUUAAUCAUAAUAAAUAUUUUAUUGAAAUUUAAAUAAUAUUAAACAUUUUUUAGAUAUAAGAAAAUGGGAAAUAAAUAUAUAGAAUUUUAAAUAAUCUUAAGUGGUACUUUUAUUGAAAUAAUCAAACAAGUAUUAAAAGGGCGAUAUACUGAUCAGAAACGAUGUCCACGUCGGACAGUUUAAUCAACCAAUCACAUUAUAAUGUUUUGACACGUCACUGGGCUUUGCAUUUUAAAAAAAAAAAAACAACGUGAUAUGGUUUGGGCCAUGAAGCCCGCGGUAUUAUAAAAAUUUGACGUGAUAUUAGCUGGGCCAUAAAGCCCAUUAUUUCUAGAGACGGAGAACGAGAAGUGCCGACUCGAGAUCCCCUUCGUCAGUCCUUCAACCCUACUUCCCUCUAUCAAUUUGGUACCUUUUGAUCUUCCUCUUCUCCGUUCCGUUUCAUGAUUCAAUUCUCGAACCAACAAUACAUCCUCCACUUCGUCUCUCUUUACUCUCAUUUAUGGAUUCGCUUUGCUCUUCUCAUCAAGAUUUUAUUUAUAAAGCUCUCGAUCGAAGUUUUAUUUCGAUCAAACGUCGUUCUAUAUUCUCAUUAGUACAUCGCUAUUGCAAUGAGUUCCAAUAGAAAAUCUGUGUUCUCUGGUGAUUCCCGCUCGGAGAAACCAAAAGACGGUGAGGCUGGCGACUUUUCCGGUCCGAUCAAGCCUAUCGGCACACACGAUGUCUCUUCCGGCCUCUCGAUUGGCGAUCCCCGCUCGAAGAAAGCCAAAGGCGAUGCUUUGGUAUCCUCUCCAAGUCUGACCAAACCCAGCGGCAAUAGAGGUGUCUCUUCUGGCGUCUCGAUCGGCUCACCUAAUUCGAAGAAUCCUAGUGGUAAGAACCGAAUCAUUUCGUUUGAUUUUUGCUAAAAGUGCUUCUAGCUAUUAUAUUAGAAAAUUAUUUUUUUCUGAUGCCAUAUAGCCGACCAAAUCCUUUUGAUAACCCAAAAAAAUUAUUCAGUUUGAGUUUGUGUUUUAGGACAGUGAGAUCAAACAAGUAAAUUUUUUUCUAAUAGUUUUUCUACGGUACAUACAAAAACAUAUACAAUUGUGUUAAUGGUAAGAACCGAAUCGUUUCGUUUGAUUUUUGCUAAAAGUGCUUCUAGCUAUUAUAUUAGAAAAUGAUUUUUUUCUGAUACCAUAUAGCCGACCAAAUCUUUUUGAUAACCCAAAAAAAAAAUUAUUCAGUUUGAGUUUGUGUUUUAGGACAGUGAGAUCAAACAAGUAAAAAUUUUUCCAAUAGUUUUUCUACGGUACAUACAAAAACAUAUACAAUUGUGUUACAGAGAUGAAACUAAUUAUAUGAUGAUGGCAACGCUCAUAUUUCUCUGUAGGUCCGAUCAUUCAGACCACGAAGACCAGUGUCUCUUCAGGCGUAAGAAGCAAAGCUGCUGUCUCCUCUGGCGUCAGGGGAAAAGCUAUUGUCUCCGCCAACGUUGGGAGAGUGAUGUCUUUCAAAGAUGUGAAAUUUGGACCUCAUGAAAGCGAGUUGAGGUUUCGGUUGAUCCACUUUUGGGAAGCUCGCAAUGUUCGGACGAAGUUGCUUAUCGGUCUCGAAAUGCUUCUCAUCGACCAAGAGGAAACUAUUAUUCAGGGCUUCAUCCCAGCUGGGAGGAUGGACACUUAUUUGCCACACAUGAGAACUGGUGGCAUUUACAGGCUCCAUAAUUUUUUCGGGUCUAAUAACAAGACAUUGUAUCGGGUAUCCGAGCCAAGUGUCACCAUCACCUUCUCAUCGACCUCUGUCCUCUCUGAUCUAGAGGACAGUUCGGUUUGUUUCCCUGAGGACCGUUUCCGAUUCUAUGGAUAUGAGGAGUUCAAUGCUGCCUGCGACUUGAAAGGGGAUCUUUAUGAUUAUGUUGGCCACAUCAAACUUGUGAAUGGGCAGGUCCUCAAUGACAGUCUCGUGGUAGAUGAAGCCGAGAUAGCUUCAACCCGACGAGUUCUGCUUCAUGUUCAAACACAUGAUGGUCCGGUGAUGAAGAUGUACCUCUGGGACAAGGCUGCUUCAGACUUUGGUGAAAGAUUCAAGGCGUCUGGAGGAACUGCGAGUGUUAUCUUAGUCACCACCUUAAACCCGAAACGAUAUGGAGGUGCCCUAUGUCUCUCUUCUAUGGCGUCGUCAAGGAUAUUUAUGGACAGUGAUGUUCAAGCAACCCGAGAUUAUCUCAAUUGGUUGAACUCGAACUUGGAUGUUGCUAAGAGAGUUGAUGCAGACGUUGUCACUAAGACUGAGACAGUGACCAUAGGCGAGCUCUUUUCUUAUAUGAAGCAGGCAGAUGCUAAGGUUGCUUGGUUUGAGUGCAUAGCAACCAUUGGUGAUGUUGUACAUGGUUCGGGAUGGUAUUACAUAGGCUGUGGUGGGUGCCAUACAAAGGCAACCAAAGGGCCUACCACCCUUAUGUGUAAAAAGUGUGGGAAGAGUGAUAUUGUUGGUGUUGCACAGUACCUAGCCAAGAUAUCUGUGUACGACAAUAAUGACCAGGCGGUUUUUGUGCUCCUUGGUGACUCUGGUCAUGAGCUGUCUGGGAAGAAGGCUUCUGAGUUGGUUGAGAGUUAUUUCGAGGCCAACGAGGAUGAAGGAUCUGAUCACUUGGUUCCGGUCCCUCAAGCUCUGAUUGAUACCAUAGGCCAGACUCGCAAGUUCAUUGUGAAGGUAUCAACCCACAAUUUGACUGGCAAGACCCAAACUUUGACUGUGACAAAGGUGCUCACUCCAGAAGAUCCCGAUAUUGGAGUCAAUUUAGAAGAAUCCGAUGGUGAGAGGGUGAAAAGGGCUGCUGAAAACAUUGAGGGAGAAGAGCCCAAGAGAGCCAAAUGUGGCUAAGGUGUGAUUAGUGGUGGUUUUAUGGUUACUAAAACUCUAUGCUUCAUUUCUUUUCAUUUUCAGACCUUGGUUUUGCAACAUUGAACUUAUCUUUCUUAAAAUAACGAUGGUUACUCUUAUUUUAAUGUUUUUUCUUCAAGUUUGAUGUUUGGUUAUUUUACUUUUGUUAUAUCUGAUGCUUUUUCCAUCUUUGAUUGAGCCUUUAACUUUUAGUUUGCUUGCUUGAUUUUUUUCUUUCGAUACUCCCUUAAACAGAACAUGUUAUAACUGAGCCUGCACUUAAUUAUUUCUCUGAAAAAUGAGGAAACUAAGAUUGUUAGUAGGCACAGAGAAUGGCUAGAUACAUACACAUUAUUUUUAAGUAUUUUGUAGUAGCUAUGAAAGCAGCCGUUUUUAUAUAAAAGCUUUUUUUAAUAUGAAAGCUUUUUUUUUACGACUAAUAUGCAAGCAAUGUUAUAUUUGAAUAUAAAAGCUUUGUUAUAUUUUUGUCAACUGAUCUAGAGAAUAUAUAUUCAUAAAAAAAAAGCUGAGAAUAAUACUUAAUAAAAAAUUAAUUAUUAAUACAAAUACAUAGUCAAAUGAACUAUAAUGAAUAUGUGAUGUUUGAAUGUUUCCACAUCAUUGAUGUUUGGAUGUUUGAAGGAUUGGAUUAUAUAUAUAUUACCUAUGCAUUCACAUAUAUUAAUUUUAUUUUUUUAAAAAAUAUUGUGAUCUAAAACAUUACUGUUUUUGGCUUUACGCAAACGGGUUACGAGCAUUCAAAUCUUAUAUGUUUUUGGUUAAAUAAUAAUAGUUCAGGAAUAAUAAAGAUACACGAUCCAGUCAAACAUAACAAACGAUACUGCAUUAGUGCCUCAUAUAACUCAUACUCAGGAACCCCCAAUGGACUUUUCGGCUUUACGCACCAUUAGCAUAAUGAACAAACUCCUUAUCCAGUGACAUACCUGAGAUUAACUGGUCAACCGGUCUGAAAUCUAUUUAUUCAUCAGGCAACCAGUUCUCUGGUUACAUUCCUUCCAACCAUUUCUCAACAAUGGUUUCUCUGAAUAAAGCUUGGCACUCAAACUUCUCUUCAUUUUGAAUAAAUCUGUACCCUUAUUACAAACAAAAACAUUGAAAUUUAUCAUCGGGGAGUACACCAUCAACACACUCCUAUUACAAACAGAAAUAUUGAAACUUAUCAUCGAGGAGUACACCAUCGACCCACUUUUCCGCGCGUAGCGCGGAGAAAGGCUCUAAUAAUAUAUAAAAAUCUAGAAUAAUAGAUCUAUGUCCUACUUGAUUUAAUUACAGUAUGUAUUAAUAAUGUCAGAACUAUGAUCUUUUAUUAGGUUAUAUAUAUUUUCUAAUUAUUGGAAAUUUGUCAAGAUUUCAUUGUAUUGUUUUUCUUUUAUGUUGUCGCUCAUAUGGUCUUUUAUGUUCUUCUUUUAUUGAUUAGUAUCCUUAGGUAUUAUAGUCUCCAAUUUAUGAAUGUAUAUUGAAUAUUAUUUAUAUCUUUCUUUUAUGUUGUAGCUCAUAUAAUACCUUCAGGGGCGGACCCACCAUCAAAAGAGGUGGGGCAUGUGCCACACACUGUUUUCUUAUUUUUCCUUAAUAACUAAAUAAAAUUCAAUUUAUUUCUAGUCUAAACCAAAGACAAAAAUGACGUGCCCCACCCAAUUUCCAUGUAUCAGGCCUAUUAAAAUAAAUCUGUGUGUUAUAGCCCAACUUUAAAUACAAUUUUGUUUAUUAUUUAGCUUAAAUAACUAUCCUACUAUAUAAAAGGGGCUAAAUUAAAGUUCCCUAAACACUGCCACAUAGGCAAAAAAAUCUUCACCAAUCAUUCAGCCAUGUCAUUUCGGAUUGGGUUUGAAAUUAAAAAAAUUUAGUCACCUUUGCAGCCCAUUUGAUCCAUCUCGCAGCCCAUUUAAACCAUUCUCACCAGCCCACUAAAACAUCUGGAGUUCUCUGAUUCCUAUAAGUUUUUAUCUAUUUGAAGCGUGGAUUUAAUAACGUUAUCGAUUGAUUCAGAUCAAAGGCCCUAAAGCCCCAUUCUCAGGCCAAAAUAGUAAAAAUUAAUUUUUGGUAUUUUAUAUAAACGUGUAUUCCGUGUAGUUGAAUAAGAAAGCCUAACCAAUAGUAGUUGAUACAUGGUAUAGUUUUCCAUCAGUACCCACAGUCAAAAUAACAAAAUAUUUUUCUUUCUAAUAUCAGAGUCAUCAAAUGAGAACAAGAUGACACGAAAACGUGGACGGGCCGCUAGAGAUACGGAAUAAAGUGAAAAGUAUACACAAAAUUUAAUAGAGACAUGUCUCGCACUAAUUGAUCAAACAAUUACAAUUAUUCAUUUAUUUAAUCAACUUUUUUGCGGACAGCUCUAUCUGCGGGAAUUAUGCAGCAACAUUUCGCCCCUCAAUUCUUUGACUGUGAGUUAUCCAUCUAUUAUUCACAAGAAACUAAUACUAUAUAAAUAUAUAUAUAUAUAUAUAUAUAUAUAUAUAAUUAAUUGAUAAUUUCAUACAUAUAUUUUACUAAUAAUGCUUUUAUGGGAAAAAAUGUUCCCUCCGUAGGUGGCUGUGAAGUAUGUGCGUGUAUUUAUUGACUAGAUGAAUAUUAACACACAUUUAAAAUUUAAAUCCAUGCAGUGUCAAAAAAAAAUACACGUGGCAUGCGAAGGACAAUAUUGCUAUCUAAAAGUCAAUGUUUUUAAAUCCGACCCGGACACUGAACCGGACGAUUUACCGGGUUGCUGGGUUACUGGGUCGACCGCAGGUGAACUGCGGGUUAAUAAAUAAAUAAAUUUUAUUAUAUAAUAAUAUAUCAGCUAUGUACAAUAAAAAAAUAGAAACUAAAGUUUUAAUUUUCUAAUUUUUUUUAAAAAACAUAAAAUAAUAGUUUGGAUAUGUAUAUGUUUUAUGUUUAAAAACUUUUAGAAAAUACUUUACUUUUAUUUUUAUAUUUUUAUUUUCAUUUGACAUACAAAAUAUCAAAAAGUAGUUUAGACUAUCUAAAAUUUUCUCCAACAAAGUAAGAUUUACGACAUCUCAAAAAUCAAGACAUAAAAUUUAUAAAUAUUUAAAUGUCUAAUUGAAUAAUAAAUUAAACUUCAAAUACAAAAUAAACCAAAAAUAAAAAAUUAUUGUAAUAAAAUGUCGAUAACGGAAAUAAACUAACACCAAA